AUGCUCACAAAGAAAUGUACAGUCGAACCCGUCCCCGAGCCCCCGCCGCCGGACCCAUGUAAGCUCCAGCGCAUCAGACAGAAAGAAAAAGCAGGUAUCAAAAUAUGUCCACCAAAACCGAUAAUACAACCAGAGCCGCCACCACCUUGCCUGGCGAUCUGUAUAGAGAAGAUUAAAAACCCGCCAUACACAGUCUCGGAUCAGCCGGUUGUGUGUGUCGUGGAGCGAGAGAAGACAGGCACAGCCAGAUGUGACGCAAUCGAGGACAUGUCAGCUGCGCAUCCUGACCCACCGCACCCUUGCCAGAAGCAGCCCCCACCCCCUCCGCCACCGCCGCCACCACCCCCUGACCCCUGCGAGGUACAGAAACGAAAACAACGCCUAGCCGCAUGCAAAGAAAAGUAUAGACGCUACUACGAAUGA
Molecule: messenger RNA, 423 nt
Organism: Zerene cesonia (dogface butterfly)
Lineage: Eukaryota; Metazoa; Arthropoda; Insecta; Lepidoptera; Pieridae
Product: wiskott-Aldrich syndrome protein family member 1-like
Exons: 1
Coding region: 1-423 (140 amino acids)
Source: RefSeq, a predicted model, not a curated record